Molecule: messenger RNA, 7237 nt
Organism: Lepus europaeus (European hare)
Lineage: Eukaryota; Metazoa; Chordata; Mammalia; Lagomorpha; Leporidae
Gene: MOCS3
Product: molybdenum cofactor synthesis 3
Exons: 2
Coding region: 10-1392 (460 amino acids)
Biological process (GO): protein urmylation; tRNA wobble position uridine thiolation
Cellular component (GO): cytoplasm; cytosol
Molecular function (GO): adenylyltransferase activity; thiosulfate-cyanide sulfurtransferase activity; URM1 activating enzyme activity
Source: RefSeq, a predicted model, not a curated record
GACGUCGCCAUGGCUGCCCGGGAGGAGGUGCUGGCUCUACGGGCUCAGGUUGCCCAGCGUGAGGAGGAGCUGGAGUCCCUGAAGCAGAGGCUGGCGGCGGCUCUGUUGGCGGAGCGGGAACCGGAGUCGGAGCAGCCGGCGCCGGUGUCGCCGCUGCCGCCCAGGGCGUCCCUGUCGCGAGACGAGAUUCUGCGCUACAGCCGGCAGCUGGUGCUGCCCGAGCUGGGCGUGCAGGGCCAGCUGCGCCUGGCGGCCGCGUCCGUGCUCAUCGUCGGCUGCGGGGGCCUCGGCUGCCCUCUGGCGCAGUACCUGGCGGCGGCCGGCGUGGGCCGCCUCGGCCUGGUGGACUACGACGUGGUGGAGGUGAGCAACCUGGCCCGCCAGGUGCUGCACGACGAGGCGCUGGCCGGCCAGGCCAAAGUCUUUUCGGCCGCCGCUUCGCUGCGCCGCCUCAAUUCGGCCGUGGAGUGCGUGCCCUACGCCCAGGCCCUCACCGCGGCCACGGCGCUCGACCUGGUCCGGCGCUACGACGUGGUGGCCGACUGCUCCGACAACGCGCCCACUCGCUACCUGGUGAGCGACGCCUGUGUGCUGGCCGGCCGGCCCCUGGUGUCGGCCAGCGCCCUGCGCUUCGAGGGCCAGAUCACGGUGUACCACUACGGCGGCGGGCCGUGCUACCGCUGCGUGUUCCCGCAGCCGCCCCCCGCCGACACGGUGACGAGCUGCGCCGACGGCGGCGUGCUGGGCGUGGUGACCGGCGUCCUGGGCUGCCUGCAGGCGCUGGAGGUGCUGAAGAUCGCCGCGGGGCUGGGCCCCUCCUACAGCGGCCGCCUGCUGCUCUUCGACGCGCUCUCGGGGUGCUUCCGCUGCAUCGGGCUGCGGGGGCGCAGGCCCGACUGCGCGGCCUGUGGGGAGCGGCCCACGGUGACCGCCCUGCAGGACUACGAAGCCCUCUGUGGCUCGUCGGCCACCGAGAAGUGCCGCUCCCUGCAGCUCCUGGGCCCCGAGGAGCGCAUUUCCGUGACCGACUACAAGCGGCUCCUGGAUGCCGGGGCGCCGCACCUGCUGCUGGACGUCCGGCCGCGAGUGGAGGUGGACAUCUGUCGCCUGCCGCAUGCGCUGCACGUGCCCUUGAAGCUGCUGGAGCGCAGGGACGCGGAGAGCCUGCGGCUGCUCGGCGAAGCUGUCCGCGAGCGGGGCCGGGCCGCCCCGGAGGGCGCAGCGCUCCGCGUGUGCGUGAUCUGCAAGCUGGGCAACGACUCGCAGAAGGCCGUGAGGAUCCUGCAGGCCCUGCCCCAAGUGCCGGAGCUGGCCUCGCUGAGGGUGCAGGACGUGGCGGGCGGGCUCAUGGCCUGGGCCGCCAAGGUGGACGGCUCCUUCCCGCAGUACUGAGCGCCCGCUGGAGGCGAGGGGAAGGGUGCGCAGCCGGGGGCCACCGAGAAGCAUUUGUUUGUGUUCUCUUCUGGGAUGCACCAAGGGCCUGGGGGCUGCAGCAUCCGAGUGGGCGGAGCCGGUCACGGGGCUUCCGGCUGCAGCGGCUGGGAGGAUGUAGGGGCUGUGACUGUUUCCAGGAGGGGCCUUGAACGUGGGAAAUGCACCGUGACACCGGUUUGUAUUCCGAACUGCACAUCGUUUUUGUCAGCCUGCUGCUGAUGGAAAAGCGCUCUGAACUGUCUGAGGCUUGGAGCGAAGUUGUGAGCUGGGCUCGCCGAGCUGACCACAGAAGGUGUAUGCUCAGGGUAGUGUCAGGUGUUCUCGGGGUCUGGUCUCUAAGUCAGACGUAAGGGUUCGUUCGUCGGUUGUCUUCUCCGGGAAGUGACAUUUUGAAUCAGUGUGGAUGAGAUCUUUCCAGUUCAGUGAAUUACAGGAGACCGUUUGCCUGUCAGUCGCUUAUGAAUUGCCAACUUUCCUUAAAGUUCGCUCAGGGUCCACCUUACGUUCAUGCAGUCACAUUUUCUUUGCUCUGUGGUUUGCUUUGGAAUCUUCCAGGCGGUGUCUCAGCUGCCCCCCUCCUCCUCCAACCGCCUUUCCUGUUCUGAUAAUUAUCCGAGCGUUUUACAGCAGUGUAGGGUACAGGUGUUUCUGUGCGCCACGUUAAACCACACUUUCAUGAACUGGGAGACGCCCAGCUCCUCGUAUGUACAACAGAUUCGAAGUUUGGCACGUGAGUGUGCCGGCGGCUGUCCGUGUUCUCUGGCUGCUUAUUGUGAGUGGGCCCGUGGUCAGAUUUCUUUUUCUAAAGAGAAGCAGAAACUGCAGAGAGAACUGAAAUCCCGUGUGUCCGCCAGCAAAGCUUUCAGAAGUUCAAAAGCCUUGUGGGGCGGAUUCACUCACUGGCGUACAGCUCUCGUGUUGUUGCACAGGGGUGGUCUCCGCACUUGUUAGCUGGAAGACUGUGCCUGGCGCGGUGGUCUCCGCACUUGUUAGCUGGAACGCUGUGCCUGGCGCGGUGGUCUCCGCACUUGUUAGCUGGAACGCUGUGCCUGGCGCCUUGGACAGGCGUACUUUGUGCUCUAAACCUUUAUGAAGACAGAGGUCUCCCACCAUGGCUUCUUGUAGGGAGCUAGGGAAAUACAUGACAGACCCAGAGCAGAGAACAAAGAGGGCUGCCGUGGCCGUGUGUCUUCCAGCUCUUCAAGUGCAGGACUGAUUGGAUAACUAACAUAUCCAGAAACAAGUGGACAGACACGAACCAUUUCAUCGUGCGAACACUGCCGUCUGUUAGGCAGCUGCCGUAGUUCUCGCAAAUCCCCUUGGCACUGGGGUCAGGCACCAGAAACCGACCCUGACUACAUGGGGAAAGGGUUUGUUCAAGCCAAAGCCGUAGGAGGUGCUGUUGAGAAUCUGGGGGACAAAUUCAAGGAGUGAAUGCCCCCCACACCACAAACAGAACUGGCUUGCUGCCCCAGCCCUGCCCCCCUGCUCUCCCAGAAAGCCCAGUGGGUCCCCCCAGCCACAUGGUGAGAGGUGGCCACAUUGCCGAGCCAGUCCCACGAGGGUGUCUGGUGGGCGGAACCCAGUCCCCUGCCUGCCUGGGUGCCAGCUGCAGGAGAGGCCGCAGAAGGGAGGCAGGGAAGGGCUUUCCAGAGACGGCCGCUGAGGAGAUCCAGACGCCCGGUACAGAACCAAGACCUCUAGCACUUGAAGUUCUGCUUAGGAUUGUGACUAAGUUUUUACAUUCACGUGGGAUUUGAACUUGAUCGCGUAUUUUCCUUUUCAUUUAACAAGUGCCUUUGGUGUCCUGGUUAGCUAGCAUUCUAAGCUCUAGGAUAAACUGAACAAAGACUUCUCUUUGUCAGAGUUUAUAUUUUAUUGGGGGUGACAAAUCACAGAGAGAGCUCUUCCUGCACACACCAGAAAUGCCCCUGGGUACACGUGCACAGACCUCUGCCCCCAGAGUGGAGUCCUCAGAGCCCCCCAUCCAGCGUUGGUCAAGGGAGAGCAGUGUUCUCCCGGAAGCUUGUCCGUUUCUGAGGACCCCCACACGCCUGAGGUCAGCUGUGUGACCCAGUUUGCUGUACUCAGAAGAUGGCCUUUGUACACUGUAUCAUCUCACAUCCCAUGGGUUAGAGGAGGUAACAGAAACUCCUGUCAUUGGAAACCUUGCGUCUGCCUGCGUUGUUGGAGGACAAUUCUGCGGUCCAUUUGGAAUGUCAGGAAAACCGCUACAGUGUGGGAGUGGGAAAGCAUUUUGCAAAUACAGUGGUGACGGGUUAAUUCCUACCUUUGAUGAGCUGUGAUUUCUGAAGCACUCUGGAUGUGAAAGAAUUGGGAUGACAAAUAGGGUAUCUGUCUAUCUAACAUAUGUAUAUGAGGGGACUUCAAAAAGUUCACAGGGGCUUGCGUGAUGGUGGAGCAAGUGAAGCCACCACCUGUGCCGCUGGCAUCCCACAUUGGUGCUGGUUCGAGUCCCAGCUGCUCAACUUCCCAUCCAGCUCCCUACUAAUGGGCCUGGGAAAGCAGUAGAAGAUGACCCAAGUACUUGGGCCCCUGUACCCACAUGGGAGACCCCGUUGGAGUUCCAGGCUCCUGUCCUCAGCCUAGCCUAGCCCAGCCCUGCCCAUUGCGGCCAUUUGGGGAGUAAACCAGCAGGUGAAAGAUCUGUGUGUCUCUCCCUCUCUUUGGAACUCUGCUUUUCAAAUAAAUUAAUUAAAAUAUUUUUAAAAGUUCAUGGAAAUGGAAUUGAAAGGUGUGUUUUGGUGCAAAAAUAUUUCGAGAUCUAUACAUAAUCUCUCCAUGACAUGCAUUCUCCAUAGCUCUCUGCAGACCCAUGUAGUUCACAUGAAGUCUGUGUGUUGACACCGCCUCUAGUUUCUAACCCUACUUCAAUUAUUUGGCAUCUUUUUUUAAAAAGAUUUAUUUUAUUGGCAAGUCAGAGUUACACAGAGAGAGGAGAGGCAGAGAGAGAGAGAGAUCCUCCAUCCGAUGGUUCACUCCCCAAUUGGCCGCAACAGCCAGAGCUGUGCUGAUCUGAAGCCAGGAGCCAGGAGCUUCUUCCGAGUCUCCCACGCACGUGCAGGGGCCCAAGGACUUGGGUCUUGAACCGGCGCCCAUAUGGGAUGCCGGCGCUUCAGGCCCCAGGGCAUUAACCCGCUGCGCCACAGCACUGGCCCCAUUAUUUGGCAUCUUAAAAGCAGAAAAUUAUGAAUUACCUAGGUGUUUUCUGUCUGCCUUUUAAUGCCAUUUUUGGGCAGGUUGCUGCAGGCAAGGGGGGGAGAAGGCUCAUAUCACAUGUGCCUUCCUGGUGGCCCCGUGGCUAAGAGGGAGGCGGAGAAGAGCAACAUUGAUAGAAGAUGGGCGUCACCUUUAAUCUGCAGUCUCCCUGCCCAGUGCUUGCAGACGAGGGAAGCCUUGAAUGAACUGGAACUUCGCAGUUCAGCUGAGCACAGCAGAACUGCUGAGCAGGGCGUCUGUGUGUCCCAGCGAAGGCAAUCCUGUCUCACAGCUCGGGCUGCCCAGCGGCCUCCCCACCCCCACCAGCUUCCUCACUGGCAAGAUGCAACAUCCGACGCUCCCUUCCCAGGCUCCUCUGCAAGUCAGGAAGGACCUGCGCUCUUGAACCAUUUCUCCCUGCAAACACUGAAUCUGACCACUUCUGUCUCCACUGCCUACGGCACCCUAGGCAUCCAUCAUCGCUUAAGCAAAUUCAUGGCUUUUCAGGGGAUAACCACAGAAAAUGCUGAUCACAUCAAGGGGAACACAAGCUAACCUGGCCCAAGGCGAUUCGAGGUGAAGGCCGGCCUUGAACAGGCAAAGCUCAGAAAUGCAGCCUUGUGGCCACCCCGCCCCCCAACCCGGCCUCAUCUCAUCCCCACUGCAGACGGCUGCUUGGUCCUGCUCACAGCACACGCGGGGGCCCACGUGGGAGGCAGUCGCCACUCGACACGCAUGACGAGCUGGGAAGAGUGUGCCUGCAGCCUCAGAGGAAGGAUCCACCGAUGGAUCCUGCGGCUCAGCCUGGCACCGCGGGGGUGCUGCUCCCUGUGCCCCCCAGCUUGCCCCUCCCUGCCUCCUGCAAAUCUUUUCUUUGCCAGCAGCGGGGACACAGCAGAGGACACAGCAGGGACGCUGUGUGGAGAAGGCUGACCGCCUGGCGCUCUCCCAAAGCCCCGCGGGGGCAGGAGAGGCUGAAAAGUGAGUCUCACAGCGAGGCUUUCCUGAAACUGUUAAGGAAACUUUCCCGGCCAAUCGGCCAUCGCACAGCGGAAAAUGAUGCAAUACUCGUUGCUCAAUUUGAUAAAAUUACACUGGCAGCAGAUAAAAACGAGAAGGAAUUGCUUUCUGUUGGUAGCAGAACAUUAAAACCAAGCGCAAGGGCCGGUGCUGUGGUGUAGGUUAGGCCUCCCUCCGUCUGCAGCGCCGGCAUCCCAUAGGGGCUCCAGUUCGAGUCCCAGCUCUCCCCUUCUGAUCCAGCUCCCUGCUAAUGUGCCUGGGAAAGCAGCAGAAGAUGGCUCACAUACUUGGGUCCCUUACCCACAUGGGAGACCCAGAGAAAUCUCCUGGCUUCAGCCUGGCCCAGCCCUGACCAUUGCAGCCAUUUGGGGGAUGAACCAGCAGAUGGAAGAUUUCUCUCUCUUCCUGUUGCACUGCCUCUUGGGAGACAUUUAAAAUAUAUAUUAAAAUAUAUAUUAAAUAAUAUAUUUAUUAAUAUCUAUAUAUAUUUGGGGGCCAUUGCUGUGGCAUAGUGGGUAAAGCCACCGCCUGCAGUGAGGGUGUCCCGUAUGGACACCAGUUUGAGUCCUGGCUGCUCCACUUCUGAUCCAGCUCUCUGCUAGGGCCUGGGAAAGCAGUGGAGGGUGGCCCGGGUCCUUGGGCCCCUGCACCCACUUGGGAGACCCAGAAGAAUCUCUUGGAUUCUGGCUUCGGAUCAGUGCAGCUCUGGCUAUUGCAGCCAUUUGGGGAGUAAAGCAGCGGAUGGAAGACCUCUCUCUCUGCCUCUCCUUCUCUCUGUGUGUAACUCUUUCAAAUACAUAAGUAAAUCUUGAAAAAUGUAUCUGCCUGGCAUCUUGUGUUUGUAUUUGCUAAGUGUUGUAACCCCCUGAUUCCAGGCGAGCCCCAGGUGCAGCCCAGGAGCCACACGGCUUUGACGGAGGGCAUCCCAGGGAAACAGACGCUCCUCCUCCCCACCCCUCCCUCUUUGGUUCUCUGAACCCAUCAGGCAUCACUGUGAGGCCUCUGGAUGCCCGGGGCGGGCUGUUUCCAGGAGGGGCCGGCGAGCCCUGGGUCACUCCCAGCAGCCAGGGCUCAGCAGUGGGCUGGGAAAAGCGUGCUCAUUAAAUCAACACCGAGGCUACUCAAUAUUCGUCACUGAAAACGAGUUCCCAUUUCUUUUCCCAUCUCAAACUGUGUCUGGCUUUGUUGUCCAAGGUGGCUCAUUAGGGGUUUGGUAACGAGGUCAGAUACACUCCCGUAAUAAAAGCCAACAGCACCUUCGCGUUGGAAUAGAAAGUCUGUGUCACACUCCCGAGGUCACAGUGAUGCCAAAUAAAGUGAAAUCCAGAGACUGAGCUCGAGUCCCCCUGCCCUUGUUGUGAGACCAACUAGAGCCCAAACUCGUCUCUCCCAACUUCUUAUUCUCACAGCCUCGCCACAGGGGGUCUCCUCUGCUCCUGGUGAGUGAGGGACCCUCUGGGAGCCGGGGUCUGCGCUGUGAACCCUGACCACGUGGGGUUAAGGUUCUCAGAGGUCGAAUGACCCCCCUGGGGAAUGAUUCUCUCUCUCUCUCUCUCUCUGUUGC